AGUCUUUAUUUUACGCAAUACUGUAGGCUGUGUAACAUUACAGCUGCAUGUAAGCAGACAUACCUGGAUCAGUAUCAGUGCAUACAUUAAUCAUGUUCCCGCAGGAAUCCAUCCGUCACGGAGCCCCCGGCUCCCGCUGCAGCCCGUGCUAAAGCCGGCAGGCCCCUCUCGCCUUCAGCAGCCCGUGCUAAAGCCGGCAGGCCCCUCUCGGCUCCCGCAGCCCGUGCUAAAGCCGGCAGGCCUCUCCCGGCUCCCGCAGCCCGUGCUAAAGCCGGCAGGCCCCUCUCGGCUCCAGCAGCCCGCGCUAAAGCCGGCAGGCCGUUCCCGGCUCCCGCAGCCCGUGCUAAAGCCGGCAAGCCUCUCCCGGCUCCCGCAGCCCGUGCACAGCGGGCAGGCUCGGCCUGCGGGCCCUGAGAGCGCCGGCCCUCAUUCCCCCCGUGCUUACUGCGGUAUUUCGCAGCUCCGGGACGCCGACUGGGGGGCAGGGAGUGCCAGCGGGAGCUCGGAGGCGCGGGGCGCACCAGGCGGGCACACGGGGAUCCCCUCACGCCGCAUCACCGCGCCCCGGGCCCGCCGAGUCCCGCCCGUCCGCGGCCCCUGCCACCGCCGGAGCCACCACCGCGCUCAGAGCGCGCGGAGGUUUGAACCGCGCCGGCCGCCGUAUGCGGGAGGUGCCACUGCCGCUUCCGCGAGAGGUGGCCUCCGACGCGCAUGGAGGUGCCCGUCGUCGUGCUCCUGUUCCUCCUCCUCUCCUUACUGCUUGUCCCGCUGGUGCUCUUGGAUAGGAGGCGCCGCGGCCGGCGAACACCUCCGUUCAGUCUCCUGGUGGUGGCCGGCUCUGGUGGGCACACAACAGAAAUCCUGAGGUUACUUAGCUGUUUGUCAGAGUCGUACUCUCCUAGACAUUAUGUUUUGGCAGACUCAGAUAAGAUGAGUGAAGCUAAAAUACAUUCUUUUGAACAAAAAAGGGCUGAAACAUUCUCCAAGUCCCAGUUCAGCCUGGAUCGCAUUCCCAGAAGCCGGGAGGUUAGACAGUCCUGGAUCUCCUCUGUGCUAACAACACUAUACUCCAUACUUUACUCCCUUCCUCUGACCUACAAACGGAAACCAGAUUUGAUAUUGUGCAAUGGACCAGGAACAUGUGUUCCUGUCUGUUUAUCUGCUUUUCUGCUUGGCCUUCUACAAAUAAAGAGAACAGUUAUUGUGUAUGUAGAGAGCAUCUGCCGUGUGGAAACUUUAUCCUUGUCUGGAAAGAUUCUUUACUACUUUUCAGACUAUUUCAUUGUUCAGUGGCCUGAUCUAAAGAAAAAAUAUCCCAAGUCAGUGUAUCUUGGUCGAAUAGUGUAACAACAGAAGACAAGCUAAACUUUACCUGAAAUAGACUCUACAAGCUCCUCACUUGCAUUCCUGUAGUAAUUUGUUUUCAAGAAUUCCUGUUACAAAAUUAGGCUGGUACUUUAAAAUGAGACAAAAAAGUUUUCUCUACAUUUAAGUAAAAUUUGUGUGUAUUUGUAUUUAUUGCUGUCAUGUAGUUCUGUUUGCCAAUAACUCACAGUGGCUCUAAGUCUAUCCCGUCUCUGUUUUCAUCUAGUUUUUCUGCUAUGUGAAUGGUAAUUUUUGUCUACAAAUAAAUAUGGGAAUUUGUAUGAAUGUAACAUUUCCUGUAAGGAAACUUUGUGUCAUUUUUAAAAUUGUAAGCAACAAAGUCUUUUUCUAGCACAACAGAUUUUAUUUGCUUUAUUCUAGUGGUGAAGUCCCUUGUGAAUCCUUAGAGUAUAAAGAAAACAGUUAUAUUAAGUUGGCUUCAUGACAGUUUGUACUUCACAGUCUUCCAAAACCCCCAGAGCAUUAAACCAGUAUCAUUUUUCCUCUGGUCUUGUCAAAGCCGUCCUUAUAAUAUCUUGUGUACCUUUUGAAAAUUGUUGCUCACUUCUUAAGAUGAAUAAAAAGGUGACAAGUGUGAUGCUA
Molecule: messenger RNA, 1968 nt
Organism: Pyrgilauda ruficollis (rufous-necked snowfinch)
Lineage: Eukaryota; Metazoa; Chordata; Aves; Passeriformes; Passeridae
Gene: ALG14
Product: ALG14 UDP-N-acetylglucosaminyltransferase subunit
Exons: 4
Coding region: 712-1347 (211 amino acids)
Biological process (GO): dolichol-linked oligosaccharide biosynthetic process
Cellular component (GO): UDP-N-acetylglucosamine transferase complex
Source: RefSeq, a predicted model, not a curated record